AUGGCUGUCGCAUCCAAGGCUACCGUCUCCGACUCGGAGCCAAACCACACGUACGAUGGCUCAGGCACCGAGGACGACCCGUUUGUGGUGGAAUUCCACAAGGAUGACCCGGGCAACCCUAUGAGCUGGGGCGAUGUUCAAAAAUGGUUUAUGACUAUGAUUGGCGCCGGGUGGCGUUGGGUCCAGCGUCUCUGCACCAUAUUCAUUGGCGUUGUUGGCAUCCUAGGCGUGAUCUUCGUGCCCGAGACGUACGGUCCAGUCCUCCUCCAGCACCGUGCGAAGAGACUCGCCCUGGCAGAUGGGAAAGCAUACCACGCCCUUUUCCGACCCUGGAUCUUCCUCUUCCUUGAGCCCAUCGUGCUGAUCGCGUCCCUCUACAUGGCCAUCAUCUACGGAACGGUGUACAUGUUCAUGGCGGCAUGCCGAUCGUCUAUAAUGAGCACCGCGGCUGGUCCGAGGGGGUCGGCGGCUUAUCAUCCCUGGGGAUCAUGGUCGGUAUUAUCUCGGACUCGUCUACGCAAUCUUGGACAGCAACGGGCAAUACACGAGGCUGUUCAAGGCAUCCACGGCCGAGUCGCGCCUCCCCCCGGCGACCGAGGCUCGUCUUCCAUCGGCCACCAUCUGCGGGAUUGCGCUUCCAAUCGGGAUGUUUGGGUUCGCGUGGACAAAUUACCCCGGCAUCCACUGGUCGGUCAGCAUCAUCCUCUCUGCACCGUUUGGAUUUAG
This is a messenger RNA of Aspergillus affinis, 726 nucleotides long. RefSeq lists its product as uncharacterized. Lineage: Eukaryota; Fungi; Ascomycota; Eurotiomycetes; Eurotiales; Aspergillaceae. The coding region runs from base 1 to 726 and encodes 241 amino acids. The record is from RefSeq and is a predicted model, not a curated record. Gene Ontology annotation, molecular function: transmembrane transporter activity. Gene Ontology annotation, biological process: transmembrane transport. The transcript has 3 exons.